Pediculus humanus corporis (human body louse) is the source of this 2442-nucleotide messenger RNA. Its product is annotated as WD-repeat protein, putative. The transcript has 15 exons. Gene Ontology annotation, cellular component: mitotic spindle. Gene Ontology annotation, biological process: intracellular signal transduction; microtubule cytoskeleton organization. The record is from RefSeq and is a predicted model, not a curated record. Bases 1 to 2442 code for a protein of 813 amino acids. NCBI's taxonomy places the organism in Eukaryota, Metazoa, Arthropoda, Insecta, Psocodea, Pediculidae. Gene Ontology annotation, molecular function: microtubule binding.
AUGUUUUUAUUGAAUGCAAGUUAUGGUAAAAAAAAUGGUACUUGGAGUUCUGGACAAUCAACAACACCGAUACAUCAAAAUCAAGGAUGGUCAAAACCGUCAUUAAGUAGAAAACAAUCUUUGGGCGAUGGUGAUUUACCACCACCCGGAGGUGGAAAACCCAGUUCUGGAAGAGUUAUUAGAAUCGUCAAUAAUUUAGAUCAUACAGUUCAGUGCCGAGUUUUAUUAAAUUUGAGAACGACACAACCUUUCGAAGAAGUUUUAGAAGAUUUAGGACAAGUAUUAAAAAUGAACGGAGCCAAACGUAUGUACACGGUAUCCGGACAGGAAGUGAGAAGUUUUUCUCAAUUACGAAAUGAAUUUGCCGACGUUGAUACAUUUUAUUUAGGUUCUGGACAUUAUAGACAAUAUGAAAGAGGAUUCAGUCCAAGAAGAUCUCGAUCUCGUGCUGCUUUAUCUGAUGAAUUACGAGAACCUCAUAGCAGGAGCGUAUCUAGGAGUCGAAGCAAAAGUCAACCUCGUGCAAUUUACGAUUCCGAAACGAUUCGGGGAAACGUUAUGAAGGAAGAUCCGAUUCGCGUGACCAUAAGAGGCAUGAAAAGAACUUUUUAUCCUCCUAUUCAUCACGCUCCUCAGGAUAAUACACCACCCGACAAAAGACUAUCAUUAAGUUGGGUAUUUGGAUAUAGAGGAGUCGACAGUAGAAAAAAUUUAUGGGUGCUUCCAUCGGGAGAAUUACUUUAUUUUGUUGCUGCUGUAGCUGUUCUCUACGACAGAGAUGAAGAUAGUCAAAGACAUUAUGUCGGUCACACAGAAGACAUACAAUGUAUGGAACUUCAUCCUUCACGGGAAAUGGUUGCUUCUGGACAAAGAGGUGGUAAAAAUAGAAAAACUCAGGCUCAUAUACGUAUCUGGAGCACAGAAACUUUACUUACCUUAUACGUUUUUGGAAUGGGAGAAUUCGAUGUGGGAGUUUCUGCCGUUUCCUUUUCACAAUUAAACGGUGGUAGCUACGUUCUAGCAGUAGAUGCUGGAAGAGAAAGGAUUAUGUCGGUGUGGCAGUGGCAAUGGGGUCAUCUUUUGGGAAAAGUUGCAACUUUACAAGAUGAGCUCACCGGUGCAGUUUUUCAUCCCUUAGACGAUAAUUUACUCAUAACUCACGGAAAGGGUAAUUUGACAUUUUGGAUAAGAAGAAAAGAUGGUUUUUUUGAAAGAACGGAUAUAAUCAAACCCCCAUCUCGAACAAACGUAACAAGCGUACAAUUUGAACAAGAUGGUGACGUUGUUACGGCGGAUUCAGAUGGUUUUAUAACAAUAUAUUCCGUCGAUGCUGACGGUGCUUAUUUUGCUCAUAACAAAGGAAUAGGAUCGCUAAUAAUGUUAUCCGAAGGAACUCUUCUUUCCGGUGGUGAAAAAGAUAGAAGAAUCAUAGCAUGGGAUUCGUUACAAAAUUAUAAAAAAGUAACGGAAGCCAAGGUAGCCAACCUUAACCGAGUUAGAAGUAUUUAUCCGCAAAGACCUGGAAGAAACGAUGGUAACAUAUAUAUAGGAACAACUAAAAAUAAUAUUUUAGAAGGUUCACUACAAAGAAGGUUUAAUCAGGUGGUAUUCGGUCAUGGAAGGCAAUUAUGGGGUCUUGCCGUACAUCCAGACGACGAACUUUUUGCCACAGCCGGCCACGAUAAAAACAUAGCACUAUGGAGGCGUAAUAAACUCAUAUGGACGAUUCAGGUUCAAUAUGAAUGCGUGUCUUUGAGUUUUCAUCCGUUCGGUUCUGCUCUCGCCACGGGAAGCACGGAAGGUCAUUUAAUUAUAUUAAACGCUGAAAAUGGAACUUUGAUUACAACCGUUCGUGUUUGUGGGUCUCCUUUAACUUGCGUAUCCUACAGUCCGAGUGGAGAUACAAUCGGUAUAGGAUCACAAAAUGGUACCAUAUAUUUAUUUAGAGUGAGCAGAGAUGGUUUUUCUUAUAAAAAACAAAAUAAAAUCCGAGGGAAUCAACCGAUAAUACAAUUAGACUGGAGUUCCGAUGGAAAUUAUUUACAAACCACAACAUCCGAUUACGAUUUACUUUAUUGGGAUACGAAAGCUUUGAUAGCAGAAAAAAGUCCGAUAACAAUGAAAGAUGUUAAAUGGUAUACGCAAACGUGCACGACCGGUUAUACAGUUUCUGGUAUUUGGAACAACAGGUACUACCCGAUGGCAUCAUUGAUAAUUACAUUGAAUCGAAGUUCAGCUCAUGAUUUAUUAGUUACCGGUGAUGCAGAUGGAUAUUUGAGACUUUUCAGGUAUCCUUGUUUGAGUCCGAAAGCCGAAUAUACAGAAGAAAAAGUUUACAGUCUUCAAGUUGGUUGUGCGAGAUUUUUAUUCAAUGAUAAAAAUGUUGUCACUGUCGGAGGAACGGAUGCUGCUUUAAUGUUAUGGGAUGUUAUAGAUGAAUAA